GCGCUCCUCUCUCGGGGGAGCUCUGCGGAGCAGCCUCGGGAAGAGGUGGAGGCGGCCGCUUGCCAGGCAGGAUCUGCCGCGGCUCCCCACUGCGCGGCGCGCUCAGGCAGCGGCGCCGGACAGGGCUCCCGGCGGUAUCCCUCCGCCCGCCGGCCGCACCAUGAGCUCCGACUGCACCAGCUACCUGAGCGCCGACGGGGCGUCGGUGAGCGGCUUCAGCUGCCCGCGGGCGGACGGCGAGGCGAGCGCCGUGUACUGCUGCGGCUUCCAGGACGUCAAGUACUGCUGCGAUGACCCCCACAGCUUCUUCCCCUACGAGCACGGCUACAUGUGGUGGCUCAGUGUUGGUGCACUUGUGGGUCUGUCGAUAGCAGCAGUGGUCCUGCUUGCUUUUAUCAUCACAGUGUGUGUUCUCUGUUACUUGUUUAUCAGUACGAAGCCACGCAGCAAGCUGGAUACAGGUUUAAGCUUGCAGACAGCAGAGAGACUAGAGGGAGUUCCUUGUGAAAUAUAUAAAGGCACUGGACUGGAUUCCCACAGUGCUGCAAUACAGCAUGGAACUGUAUCCUUCAGAAGGCACCAGCUGGCAGUGCAUUUGCAGAGCCAAAUGGAUUCAGGAAAUGCUUCCUUAGCCAUAAACUGGACUGUGAUAACCAGUCCCAAGACCCUGACAGACUUUCCAGAGGUGUUUUAUGGCAACUAUAACCACCAUUAACAUCUGGGGGCAACAUGAAUCCGUGCCUGGUUAUGUGUUUCUUACAGCCAUUAAUGUGCAGAUGUUGUAUUGAAAGGCAAUGGUGUAUUUUGAUUUUUUUUUCAUAGACUUAAGGUCAGAAGGGACCAUUAUGGUCAUCUAGUCUGACCUCCUGCACAGAAUCUCA
Messenger RNA from Mauremys reevesii (Reeves's turtle), 881 nucleotides. It is a transcript of the gene SHISAL2A, whose product is annotated as shisa like 2A. NCBI's taxonomy places the organism in Eukaryota, Metazoa, Chordata, Testudines, Geoemydidae. The record is from RefSeq and is a predicted model, not a curated record. The coding region runs from base 161 to 715 and encodes 184 amino acids. The transcript has 4 exons.